Molecule: messenger RNA, 1996 nt
Organism: Vicugna pacos (alpaca)
Lineage: Eukaryota; Metazoa; Chordata; Mammalia; Artiodactyla; Camelidae
Gene: CYP1A2
Product: cytochrome P450 family 1 subfamily A member 2
Biological process (GO): hormone biosynthetic process; progesterone metabolic process
Molecular function (GO): iron ion binding; steroid 17-alpha-monooxygenase activity; oxidoreductase activity, acting on paired donors, with incorporation or reduction of molecular oxygen, reduced flavin or flavoprotein as one donor, and incorporation of one atom of oxygen
Source: RefSeq, a predicted model, not a curated record
UCCGUACUGGCCCCACAGUCCUGCUGAUCUCAAGCAUCCGCCUCUACAGUCUGUCUCCUCCUUCCUCUUCCCCAUAGUUGGUACAGAUGGCAUUGUCCCAGCCUAGUCCCUUCUCGACCACAGAGCUUCUCCUGGCCUCUGCCAUCUUCUGCCUUGUAUUCUGGGUGGUCAGGGCCUGGCAGUCUCAGGUCCCCAAAGGCCUGAAGAGUCCACCAGGGCCCUGGGGCUGGCCCCUGCUCGGGCACGUGCUGACCUUGGGGAAGAGCCCACACGUGGCCCUGUCGCGGCUGAGCCAGCGCUACGGAGACGUGCUGCAGAUCCGCAUUGGCUGCACACCUGUGCUGGUGCUCAGCGGCCUGGACACCAUCUGGCAGGCCCUGGUGCGGCAGGGCGACGAUUUCAAGGGCCGGCCUGACCUCUACAGCUUCUCCCUGGUCACUGAUGGGCAGAGCAUGACUUUCAACCCAGACUCUGGACCAGUGUGGGCUGCCCGCCGGCGCCUGGCCCAGAAUGCUCUCAACACCUUCUCCAUCGCCUCCGACCCGGCUUCCUCAUCCUCUUGCUACCUGGAGGAGCAUGUGACCAAGGAGGCUAAGGCCCUCCUCUGCAAGUUUCAGGAGCUGAUGGCAAGCCCUGGGCACUUCGACCCCUACAAUCACAUAGUGGCAUCAGUGGCCAAUGUCAUUGGUGCCAUGUGCUUCGGCCAACACUUUCCCCAGAGCAGUGAAGAAAUGCUCAGCCUUGUGAAGAGCAGCCAUGAUUUUGUGGAGAUCGCUUCCUCCGGGAACCCCGUGGACUUCUUCCCCAUCUUUAAAUACCUGCCCAGCCCUGGUCUGCAAAGGUUCAAGGACUUCAACCAGAAGUUCCUGAAGUUCCUGCGGAAAACAGUCCAGGAGCACUAUCAGGACUUUGACAAGAACAGAGUCCAGGACAUCGUAGGUGCCCUGUUCAAGCACAGCGAAGAGAACUCCGGAGCCAGUGGUGGCCUCAUCCCCCACGAGAAGACUGUCAACCUUGUCAACGACAUCUUUGGGGCCGGGUUUGACACGAUCACGACCGCCAUCUCCUGGAGCCUCAUGUACCUCGUGACAAAUCCUGAGAUACAGAGGAAGAUCCAGGAGGAGCUGGACACCGUGGUUGGCAGGGCGCGGCGGCCCUGGCUCUCUGACAGGCCCCAGCUGCCCUACUUGGAGGCCGUCAUCCUGGAGACCUUCCGACACUCCUCCUUCGUCCCCUUCACCAUCCCCCACAGCACGACAAGAGACCCGACGCUGAAUGGCUUCUACAUCCCCAAGGAACGCUGUGUCUUUGUAAACCAGUGGCAGGUCAAUCAUGACCAGAAGCUGUGGGGGGAUCCAUCUGAGUUCCGGCCGGAGCGAUUCCUCACUGCCUACGGCACCGCCAUCAACAAGACCCUGAGUGAGAAAGUGAUACUCUUCAGCAUGGGCAAGCGCCGGUGCAUAGGGGAGGUGCUGGCCAAGUGGGAGAUCUUCCUCUUCCUGGCCAUCUUGCUGCAGCAGCUGGAGUUCAGCGUGCCACCAGGCACGAAAGUGGACCUAACCCCCAUCUAUGGGCUGACCAUGAAGCAUGCCCGCUGCAAGCAUGUCCAGGCACGGCUACGCUUCUCUAUCAAGUGAUGAGUUUGCUGUCAUUCUGAGGCAGAUGGAGAGAUGGAGGUCACUGAGGAACCCUUGUUUCUUUCUUUCCUUUUUACUAACAGCCUUAUAGAGAUAUAAUUCAUAUACAUAUAAUUCACCUCCUUAAAGAAUACAACCCAAUGGCUUUUAGUAUGUUCACAGAGUUGUGCUUCCACACCGCAAUCAAUUUUAGAACUUUCUCAUCACCCAAAAGAGAAACCGAUGCCCAUUAGUGGUCAUUCCCAUUUCCCCGUAACCCACCGUCCCUAUUCCCACCAGCCCUAGGCAACUACUAAUCUGCUUUCUGUCUGUUUAGAUUUGCCUGCUCUGGAUAUUUCAUAAAAAUGCAAUUAUACAAU